Messenger RNA from Chroicocephalus ridibundus (black-headed gull), 4836 nucleotides. It is a transcript of the gene GMFB, whose product is annotated as glia maturation factor beta. NCBI's taxonomy places the organism in Eukaryota, Metazoa, Chordata, Aves, Charadriiformes, Laridae. The record is from RefSeq and is a predicted model, not a curated record. The coding region runs from base 100 to 528 and encodes 142 amino acids. Gene Ontology annotation, biological process: negative regulation of Arp2/3 complex-mediated actin nucleation; actin filament debranching. The transcript is spliced from 7 exons. Gene Ontology annotation, cellular component: actin cortical patch. Gene Ontology annotation, molecular function: Arp2/3 complex binding; actin binding.
CGCAGCUCAGUCGGGAGGAGGAGGAGGCGGCGGCGGCGGGCGGCGGUUUCCGUUGUUGGCGCGCGAGCGGUGGUGGUUGGGCGGUUGCGCGCGCGCAAGAUGAGUGAAUCUCUGGUGGUUUGUGAUGUUGCUGAAGACCUGGUGGAGAAACUGAGAAAAUUCCGGUUUCGUAAAGAAACCAACAAUGCUGCCAUUAUAAUGAAAAUCGACAAGGAUAAGCAGUUGGUGGUACUGGAUGAGGAGCAUGAGGGUAUUUCUCCUGACGAACUAAAAGAUGAGCUGCCUGAGAGACAACCUCGAUUUAUUGUGUAUAGUUACAAGUAUCAGCAUGAUGAUGGAAGAGUUUCUUAUCCAUUGUGCUUUAUCUUCUCCAGUCCAGUUGGAUGUAAGCCUGAACAGCAGAUGAUGUAUGCUGGAAGCAAGAAUAAGCUUGUACAGACAGCUGAACUCACUAAGGUAUUUGAAAUAAGAAAUACAGAAGACUUAACUGAAGAAUGGCUGCGUGAGAAACUGGGCUUCUUCCAUUAAGAAAACCUCUGUAAUAAGUAUUUAUGUACCAUCCUGAUAAUACUGGAACCAGACAUGAAUACUUACAUCUAAAAAAUGCACUGUAUUUACAUCUGUCUCCUGCAGUAUAUCUCUUGUGCAAAGUUUGUGCAAAGAAUAGCAGGUCUGUCUCCUUGAAGUAACCAUCUUUGCAGGUGUUUCCUUAUUUGUACCUGUUAAAAGGGAAUACUCCUCUGCAGGGACUCCUUUUGCACUCUUGUGACUAAUAUUUCUAUAACUAAAAUAGUUCAGUUCUGGAUUUAUAAUUAUCUACAAACGUAAUUUGGAAGCUGACGCUAACUUUUUCUGAGCUACAAAUGCAUCCUUAUGACAUAUACUAGCCAUUUAUAUGCAGAAAUUGUGUACUGUCACUUAACGUUUCAGACUUUUUGACUUAAUGUCUUAAUUUUGAAAACUACUCCCUGGAAGCAUUUAGUAUUAAAAAGACAAAAUCCUCGUACAGCAAAUCCAUCCAUUUAACUUUCCAUCAAGUCCACGUGAACUUUCUCAAAUUCUUGGAACUAAUUUUUAUCAUUCCAAUAAUUCCUCAGUUGACUGAGUCAAUCUUACUAAAUUUCAGGGCAAAGCUUUGACUGUCCAGUUCUCAUGCUAAUGUAGUCUUACAGGAACUAGGUGAUAACUAAGGGCUGAAUUACAACUCUGGUUACUCUUGUACCAGAUGUCUUGCAUUUAUAACUUAUUACACUGUUAUGAAGUUUACCUCUUUGCUCAUUUCCUGUUAUAUGGACACCUGUUAAUACUGUGUGCCUUUAAUUUGUUAGCUUUAAAAUGACUUGAGAAUUUUACACUGCCACUUACAAAUUUGGUAAAAACUUUGGUAAAGAAUCCAAGUAACAUUUUUUCCUAGUGCCUAGUGUUGCAGUUGACAUCUAUUUAAAAAAAAAAAGCGAACCUCAUUUUCUUUGAAAUUCCAGUCAUCUACUCCAUUUGUAGGAGUCAGGAGGUUAAAGCUUUUCAUAAUAAUGAAUGAUUUAUAUCUCUUUUGUUACAAAAGUUGGCCACAUAUAGCUUUUGAGUACUUUAAUUACAGUCUCUAACUUUCUUAACGGCUUGUUGGUCAAAAUUACAUUCCAGAUAAAGCUUUUGCAUAAGUGAUAAUUUGAUUUUGAUUUACUUACGGUUCAUCUCUUUGAAACAGCAAAUAUUCUAAUGUGAAAAUAGUAUUUAACUUUUAUAAAUGACCAGUCUUUUUACAGGUCUGUUUUAUAUUGAAUAGAGUAGUUGUCUGAUAUGGGACAUGUUCAGCCUGUGCAGUGGCAAAAGGAGUACUCAUGUGACAGUAUCUCACUAUCUUGCUCAUGAGUGUUUGUUGUGCUGCUGAACAAGUAUCUGCGUAAGAGCAGCUUCCUGUUGAUAAUGUACCUUAAAAUACAGCUGCCCUAACAAAUCUGUUCGGUGAGAAGGAAUGCAGUGUUAAAUUUGGAGGCCAGUAUUUCAUGCUGUGAAACCUUUGCUGAAAGAAGGUUUAUUUUUCGUUUGCAAACAUCUGUUGUGUUAGUGUUAAAACACUAAUUCCUCUAAGAUCACAAGGAAUUCAUUUGCAGAGGUCCUCAGUGUUGGAAAUAUCAUCUUAGUUUGAUGUUACUAUGCAUUUAUUUGUAUAUAAAUCUGACUUGAGAGGAGCUUUUAAAAAUACAUGUUAGAAUGAUCCAAUUAAAUUGAUCUUUCAGUGCAGGAAAGAAAUGCUUGUAAUUACAAUUAAAUUUCUGUGUAUUGAACUGGAAAAGCAAUUUCAUUUCCCUGGACAAAAAAAUGUUGAUUAUGAAACUGUUGCUUGAUCGUUCUGUACUACAGAUCAAUAAAAACAAUGUCUUUUGUGACAAACAUUGUAUAAAUAAGACUUUGGCUUAAAGAAUACUGUAAUUCUAAGCAUCAGUCUGGAAACAGCAAGAAUCUUGUUUUGUUGGCAUUGUGCUAAAGGUAAGACAUGUCAAAGUACAGCAUGUGUGAGAUGGAAGCUGCCACUUGUAACGUUCAUCUUGAUUUGCAGUCGGGAAAACUGGAUUAAUAAUCUUUGUCAUUGUACUUUGUACACCGGUGGGCUGCCAGCAUCCAACUGCUGCUUGCACAGGUCUUGACAGCAAUAACUGUAAAAGGGGCCUGUCUCUCUCGGGAAGAGAAGGGAGGAGCUACUGCAGUCAAAUGAUUGAAUUUGAUUCUUCAUCUCUGGAUCAGUCCACCUUCUGCCGAGGAAAUAAUGCUACUUAUGACUUUAUCUUCAGUCUGAGUUCUUCUCGGUUCACUUCAGGUGUCCUUACUGCUUCCACUUAAGGACUUUCUGCCUUGGGUGCUGCCGCUCAAGUCCUGUAGAAAGCAAACAAAUCCUGAUGAGAGUAUUAAAGCCCACUUUCUUGUGGAAGGUGAUGUUGAUGCUGUUCAGCCCACCAGUAUUAUUCUUCAAACAGUCUUGCUGGGAAACUGUACCUCCUUCCCCUUGCUGAGCUGUGGAAGCGAGGAAGCAGGUGCAGGUACUUGGAGAAUAAGCGUGCAGAGGAUGUUUGCUGUUCUGGGCUUGUUUGUGGUUUCCUUUUUAAUGCAGUGUUUUGACACAAGUGUCUGCUGCUUACUGUCCUAGGCUCUUGAGAUACAGGUAGUGCUAAUACUUGAUUAAACAAAGACAUUAAUUAUGUCAGAAUCUUUCCUGCACAGAUAUUUGUUUUUGUAACAUACUUUUCCCACCUUAUCUUUAGAACUUUAUUUUCCGUACUGCUUUCUCCUUACGAUCAGUGGGAGGCAGAUGUGUCCGUGUUCAGAAAGCCAGUAUGUUCUGACUGUGCUUUACUAGUGAGUUGCCCAUCUGUAAUCAUACAUUUGUCUUGAAUUUCCAGAUCUCUAAAGAGGGUUCAGGCUAAAGGACAACAUAAAUUAACUAAUGCCACCUAUGGGAGCCUUUGUAGCUAAAGGUCUGAGAGUCAGCAUUUUCCAUUGUAAGCUCCUAUUUUUCAGGAGUUAGUAAGUUGGCCAUAAAAUCCUUGGCCUGGACUUAAAGGUCUCUCAAAGGGAGUCUUCUGCCACAAUUAAUCUGGUUUGCUUUAAAUAUUGAAUAGAUGGCUGGGAUACAGCUCUUGUAAUCCUAUUAAUUGAUGAUAAGCUGAAUUAAAGCAUGAGUUUGCAUGUCAGCCCAUAAAAUGAACUUGUACUAUUUGAAUAUUUUUUAACAAAAAAAAAUUAAACGCUGGUAUUUGAUGGUUUAAGUGUGUUUCUAGUAUCCUGAAUGCUGUUUUGAUCUAUUAAGGGAGGCAAUAAUGCGGGGUGUUGACACCUCUUCACUUCUCCAAAGGAGUAUCUUAUGCAUUUGUACCAGGAUUACAUUUUUGUAUCUUUAACUGUAAAAUAGCUAGUCCAGAAACAAUGUUAAACUGGUAACAGGGGUCUGAAUCAAACAUGCAAAAGCAAGGGAGUUCAUUUCCUCGCUUUAGUGUGCUCAACAAAGAAAUGUCAUGCAACAUGUUUUUUUUGAUACAUCCAUCUGGUAACUGUGAAAUGGAGGUGUGAUGGGAUGUGAGAAGGGGCACAGCGCAGUGCAACCCCUGCUUUUGUUACGUGAUCCAGACUCUGUGACUUAUGUACUGUGACAGGUCAGGGUUGGCACCAGUGCUGCAGGUGGUAAAAGGUCGAGAGGUUCACAGACAGUUUUGAGAAUUUGGCAAUUCCAUGAAAAAAAAUCAGUAACCAGUACAACUUCCAUAUGCUGUUUAGUCUCUGCUCGUUCACAUUGCAUGUUUACUUUAAACCAAAUCUUUUUUUGCUAAGCAUGGUGCUUGUAUUGGUUUAAAUAAAAUGUUUAAUUAAGAGGUUCUGUUGCCCUGUUUUAAUUGCAAAGUAGCACAUCUAGCAUGGGUGUCUGACAGGGGAAAAGCUGUUAAUACCAGGUAUGACUUUUCUCAGCUUCGUGGAGUUUGCUUUGGACUUGUAGUGUGGUCUUCAAUCUCGAAUGUGUUCCCUCACUUGCUCUCCUACCUAAAAUAAUUCCUCUUUCCAUCUGCUGUGAAGGCUGUCAGCAAGGGAGAGGAGAGGACAGCAGCUGGUGCAGUCCUGUGGGAUAACUGCCAUCCUCCUCCGCUGCUUUGCACCUUUGUGUCACAAAACUCAGUGUGUGAGUUGCGUGAGCUGCCAGACAGUGUGGGCGCUCGUUUUCAUUCUGCAAUGCCACUUAGACUUCCAUGUGGCACCUCUCCCACAAGGUCACAGCUCCUGGUGUAACCUGGAGCUGUGAAAUACAAUAUAGAGUGCAGGUGCCAACUGAACCGUGUUAGAGUAGUUGUCAAG